AUGAAGUAUUUUUAUGAGAUAGUCCAAGGGUCUUCCCUUUGGCAAGCUGGCCAAGUGCACUUGCCUCUGGCAGGCAUGGCCAAGCGAAUCCAAGGGCUUGCCUCUGGCAAGCUGGCCAAGCACAAUGAGUGCCACUGCAGAUUACAGCACUUUCAGAGUAGGAUGGGAAAGUGUGAUUUUUUUGAAAUAAAGUGCCCGGCUUGGCCUGAAAGCCAUGGCUAUGGCCCGACUUUGGGUGGCUCAGGCUUGACCAUACUCAAGCCUGAGCUUUUUGCAAGGCUCAAGGCUGGCUUAUGGGCAAAAGUCAAAAAAACACAUACAAUCAAUCAAUUAGUCUUGAACCCACAACAAAAUUUCUACAAGUGCACCUCCAUGUCAAACACUGCACCCCCUAUCUCUGCUCCUCAUCACAUUGGGACAAUUAGGACAUCAAGGUUCAGGCAUACCAUCUGGAAACAUCAUAUGAGGUAUCUAAGCAUCUCACACUUGCUUGGACUCAUCACUGACCUCACUACUUUUGCAGACUUUCAGAGAAGAGGUUGA
Molecule: messenger RNA, 543 nt
Organism: Laccaria bicolor S238N-H82
Lineage: Eukaryota; Fungi; Basidiomycota; Agaricomycetes; Agaricales; Hydnangiaceae
Exons: 6
Coding region: 1-543 (180 amino acids)
Source: RefSeq, a predicted model, not a curated record